AUGAAAGUUUACGGUAUCGAUCUCCCCGCACGGUUCAGGGUCAGGUUCAGGCUGCAGCUGCAGCAGCAGCAGCAGCAGCAGCAGCAGCAGCAGCAGGAGCAGCAGCAGCAGGAGCAGGAGAGGAGGAGGAGGAGCAGCAGGAGCAGCAGCAGGAGCAGCAGCAGCAGGAGCACCAAACGGGAAAGCAGCAGCAUAAGAAUAUAUGGUAUAGCUGGAGCAGCAGCAAUACGCUCGCAGCAGCAGCAGCAGCAGCAGCAGCAGCAGCAGCAACAGCAGCAGCAAGUGCUGCCUGUAAAGAACACCCUGCAGCAGUUGCUGCAGCAGCAGCAGCAGCAGCACAUCGACCAUCUGCUGCUGGUAGCUCACCUCUAA
Eimeria mitis is the source of this 372-nucleotide messenger RNA. RefSeq lists its product as uncharacterized. The transcript has a single exon. Lineage: Eukaryota; Apicomplexa; Conoidasida; Eucoccidiorida; Eimeriidae. The coding region runs from base 1 to 372 and encodes 123 amino acids. The record is from RefSeq and is a predicted model, not a curated record.